This is a messenger RNA of Prorocentrum cordatum, 704 nucleotides long. NCBI's taxonomy places the organism in Eukaryota, Dinophyceae, Prorocentrales, Prorocentraceae. The record is from the annotation of a GenBank genome assembly.
AGUUUUGCGCCCUGGUUCGAGCAAUGCUGCCCCGGCUCGGGCGUGUGAGCAUUUGGGGGCGAUGUUGGUCCCGCUGGCGAACCUCGGUCUUCAACCAGGGAGUCCGCGGUAUGACCAGAUCCUGCAGGACGCGUCGACCGUGCAGGACCCGGUAAGCCAAGUGGCCAUCAUGAGGGACCUCGCGCGUGUGGCGAUGGAGGGCGACGCCAGGGCUGGCGCCUGCCUGGCCGCGUGCCUGCAGGACGAACACGGCCACAUCCGCCGGGCGGCAGUGUGCGCGCUGGAGAAGGCGGCUCUGAAGGGCAGCCCCAAAGCGCUGGAGGUCGUGAGCCUUCGCCUCCGAGACCCCAGCUGGAGGGUCCGCCAGGCCGCGGCGGAGGCCGUGGGGGCCGUGGCCAUCAGGGGCGACCGAGGAGCCAUUGCGGAGCUGACGGCGCUCCUCGAGGACGCCGAGGCGGGUGUGCGGGGGGCCGCAGUGCUGGGGCUGUCGCAGGUGGCGGGCCCGAACGACAGGGACGUCGUCGCGGCCCUGGCGGAGUGCCUGGAGGACCCGGACGGCUACGUGCGGGGCGCUGCGGUGCAGGCGCUGCCCAGGGUCGCUGGCAGGGGAGACGAGGUGGCCCUGUCGGAGGUGCUGGCGCGGCUGGAGCACCCGGAGCCUCGGUGUUUGGGGCCAGACGUUCUGUUGCUUCUUUCUCCAUCGA